CGGCUUUCCACACCUUGGGUGGCCUUAUCGAUUCUUUCUCGGUCCUGGCGACGAAGCAGUUUACUCACACAACUGAUCUGCACGCGCGUGCCACUCGCUAGCCGCAGCGCUUCAUCACACGCCUAGUGCGCCACCAGGGUCACAGCCUCUCGCUGUGCCUCUCGCUGUGCCUACGUCCGCAGCGAUGCCCCGCAAGGCCGCAAAACGCGCGCGCACGGUCGUAGAGCGCGACUGGCGCGCCACGCUGUUCGUCUGGCGCGGCGAGCUCGAAAUCGGCGGGUCCCCGGACACCGGUCCGCAGAUCUCGUGGCGGGGCGCGUGGCUCGGCGCUGAUGACGACACUAUGCCGUCGGACGCCGCCCUGAAAGCGAGCGAGAACACGUUCGAACUCAAAACGGAGCCGUUCGAUCACGAACAGAUCCAAGAAAAGGCCAACGCGACCCUCGUGGGGACGGAAUUCGAGGGCGAAGAAUGCGGCGGAACCGAGAUUGUGUUCGAAGCCAUCGACAUGAUCCUUGGUGGUAUGGACGAAGAGGAUCCCGAGGGCCGCAAGGCCUUCUUCCAGCUGGAUGGCUUGUUCGAGAUGCAAUUUGGGGGCUCGUACAAGCUUGACAACGGCUCUGGCCUGGAGGACACCUCGGACGACACGCACCGCUGGGAGGUGCGCUCGUGGCCGAAGGCGGCUCCGGGAGAGGUCGAGUGCGCGACUCAUGCCGCCGUCGCAGCCGUCGGCACGACGCCCUUCGGUCGCUUCGUAAGCCUCGGCGCCAUCGAUGGCAGCACGAUGACAUUGGCGCGCCGCUACAUUGCCGACGACGACCCGCGCGCGGCCUGGGCGUCGCCCGCGGCCGUGCUCGAUGCAUGCCUAGAUGACGCGCAGCUAGAAGAAGAAGAAGAGCUAGCCCUCGCGGACAUCCCGGCCAAGCUCCCGUGGAAGGUGGACGCGUGACCUAAGCGCUUGUGUUUUCCCUAGGAGCUCUAAUUCUAGGACCAUCA
Molecule: messenger RNA, 996 nt
Organism: Pelagomonas calceolata
Lineage: Eukaryota; Pelagophyceae; Pelagomonadales; Pelagomonadaceae
Source: the annotation of a GenBank genome assembly